Talaromyces rugulosus is the source of this 1518-nucleotide messenger RNA. RefSeq lists its product as uncharacterized. The transcript is spliced from 4 exons. Gene Ontology annotation, molecular function: serine C-palmitoyltransferase activity; pyridoxal phosphate binding. Gene Ontology annotation, biological process: sphingosine biosynthetic process; ceramide biosynthetic process. Bases 1 to 1518 code for a protein of 505 amino acids. NCBI's taxonomy places the organism in Eukaryota, Fungi, Ascomycota, Eurotiomycetes, Eurotiales, Trichocomaceae. The record is from RefSeq and is a predicted model, not a curated record. Gene Ontology annotation, cellular component: endoplasmic reticulum.
AUGAUGGAAGUCUAUGAAACGCAACAGGUCCUCGCGGACUCCCUGGAAGCACUGUCCAGUUUGUUUCAUCGCGUGCCUGGUUCCGCCAUCUUUCUCCGUUACGUUAAAUCUAGUUACCAAAACGACCCCGUUCGUUCGGCAGUGGAACUGUUCCUCUUCUUGUUUGCUGUUCGCUACCUUCUUGCGCCCAAGUACUCUACCAAACCCGGUAUUGUGAAACUUUCCGAAGAAGAGAUUGACGAUCUCGUCGACGAUUGGACCCCGGAGCCCCUUGUGGCCAGUCCUACCGCUCUGGAAAGAAAUGAGGUCGAGAAGAGAACAGUCAUUGUAGGACCAACCGGUCCCAAGGUGAAAUUGUCCAACGGCCGCACCGUUACCAACCUCGCCUCUUAUAACUUUUACAAUUUUACCUCCAACGAAACGCUCAAGGAAAAGGCGAUUCAGACGCUACGCACGUAUGGUGUUGGUCCCUGUGGACCUCCGGGUUUCUACGGUACCCAAGAUGUGCACAUGAAGACCGAAGCAGACGUCGCGGCCUUUUUGGGAACAGCGGCGUGUAUCAUUUAUGCACAGGCCUUUUCGACCGUUUCCAGUGUUAUCCCCGCCUUUUCAAAGCGUGGAGACAUCAUUGUGGCCGACAAGGGAGUCAGUUACGCGAUUCGCAAGGGUAUUCAGAUUUCGCGCAGUACUGUGCGAUGGUACGAACACAACGAUAUGGAAGAUCUCGAGCGUGUGCUGGAAAAGGUGACUCGGGAGCAAGCGCGGAAGCCAUUGACCCGUCGGUUUAUUAUCACCGAAGGUCUCUUUGAAUCUUAUGGUGAUAUGAUAGACCUUCCCAGAGUUGUCGAACUGAAAUUCAAGUACAAGUUCCGCCUUCUUUUGGACGAGACCUGGUCCUUUGGAGUCUUGGGUCGCAACGGAAGGGGUGUCACUGAGCACCAGAAUGUCGACCCUACUGAAAUUGAUAUGAUUGUUGGUUCUUUGGCCGGCCCUGUCAUUGCAGGUGGCGGCUUCUGUGCUGGAAGCGAAGAAAUCGUGCACCACCAGAGGAUUUCGGCAUCGGCAUAUACCUUCUCUGCCGCUCUCCCCGCUUUGUUGUCGACUACCGCGAGUGAGACUAUCACUAUGAUGCAAAGCAAUUCGGACCUUUUCGUUCAGCUUAGAUCCAACAUCAAAACGAUGUGGUCUCAGAUCGACCCGCGCAGUGACUGGGUAUACUGCACAAGCGCGCCUGAGAAUCCGAUCAUGAUUUUGGCAAUUAAGCCAGAGGUGGUUUCAUCUAGAAGACUGUCCGUUGAGGACCAACAGUCCUUGCUCCAGGAUGUUGUUGAUGAGACAUUGGCAAAUGGUGUUCUCAUUACUCGAUUAAAGUCUCUGCCUGACAAUGUCGAGCCGAAGCAGCACGUCCUGCCGGCGCUCAAGGUCUGCCUGACAACGGGCCUGAGCAAGCGAGAAGUCGAAAAGGCUGGCACGAUCAUUCGACAUGCAAUUACGAAGGUGCUGAGCAAGAAGCGCUAG